AUGGUGGCCGAGCUUGCUCUCCGCUACACUCUCGGAGCCGACCCGACCCGGUUGCUGCUGCGCGUCAACUGGGCUGAGGACGUCAUCUCCGCGGAGCAGGUGAUCGCCCUGCUGCAGGCGGACGGCGUCGACACGACGAGGCUCAAGGCUGUGCGAGCAUUCGACAGCGUCUUUGAGGCAUGGUCCCUCAUCGGCGCGGUACUUCCGCUGGAGGGAUGCUCGCAGGUCGGGUCGGCGCGGCUUCUCGAGCUGCGGGCUGAGAUGGCUCCUCUGCUCCCGCUGACGCCUAGCGCCCUCGUCCGCGAGCCGACCCCGCCGCCGUGCUCGGAGCGCUCCUCGUCGAUGACGACGCCUCGGCCGCCUCGCCGCGCCUCGGACAUGCUGCUUGGCUGUCAUUCUGACUCCAUAACCUCUGGCGAGGCGGCAUCGCACCGCCAGCUGUCGUGCCGCGAAUCUCCCGCCUUGGCAGCCGGGCCGGGCGCAGAGGCAUCCUCGCCCCUCGAUCAGUGCCAGCGCUUGCCGAGUGGCAUCCUGCGCCGCGAGCACUCGCUGGCCUCGACGUCGGCGGCGCCCGAGCCGCAGGUCGCGCGAUUCCGCUCCCAGCCCUCCGGGGGGGCGCACUCGGUGCCGGAUCAGCAGUCGCCCGCGCCCGGAGGCUACGCGGCGGGCGCGCUCUACGGCUUUGGCGGCAGCGCGCUGUACACGGGUGGCGGGCGGCUCGAGCUCGCGCUGCUUCACGCGGCGCCGCUGGUCUGGAGGAAGAACCGGCGCAUCCUGCCCCUCGACCACCAGGCACUCACCCUGGACUUUAAGGGCGAGGUCAAGGCGCUGCUGGACGUGCUGCGGCGCGCGCGCAAGCACCUCACGCUGUCCUCCGGCGUCGCGAGCAGCGCCGCGCUCGGCGAGAUGCUCGCGCUGCAGCCGCUCAUGCUCCACCUCGUCUGCCACGGCGACAUCGACGAGGAGACCGGCGCCUUCUUCCUCGGCUUCGAGGACGACGAGGGCUCGCUCGACCAGCUCUCGCUCGACCGGCUGCACGCGCUGCUCGCGCCAGCCAACCUGGUGCGAGGCACGCGGCUCGUCUUCGUGUCGGCGUGCCACUCGCAGCCGGCCGCGGAGGUCUUCGCCGCGUGCGGCGUCCCCCAUGUCGUCGGUGUGCGCGCGGAUGCAAAGGCGCUCUUUGCGCGCCACCUCUACCUUGCGCUGGUGCAGGGCAACUCCGUCCGCGCCGCCUUCGAGAUGGGCACCGCCGCGCUCGCCGGCACUGCCCCUUCGGCGAGGAUGCUCCACCCGGCGGCCGAGGCGGCAAAGGACCCGCACGAGGCGGUCCUCUUCCCGCCCGGCUCGCUGUGGCCGGGCGAGCCCCUCGAGCGGAACCCGCUGCCGGGCCUCGAGCCGCCCUACCUGCCGAAGCCCUUCCUCGGCCGCGCCCUCGUGCUCACCCUCGGCCGCAAGCGGAAUAAGGAGGUCCGGCUGCUCACGCUGACCGGCGCGCCAGGGACGAGCCUUGCGAUCGCCGCCGCGGGUCACCUCUACGAGCGGCGCUGGUUCCCCGACGGGUGCGUCUGCGUCGAGCUUGCAGGGCGGCGCUCCCAGUCGGAGGCGCUCGCGGCGCUCACCGAGGCGCUCGAUAUGGAGCUCCGGUCGCUGCCCGACGUCUCGCGGGGGCUCAAGCUGUGGCGCGGCUUGCUGAUCCUCGACAACGUCGACGACGGCUGUGACUGCAAGGGCGUCCAGGCGCUCGUCGCAAAGCUGCUCGCCACAAAGGAGCUGCGCGUGCUGUGCACCGCGCGGCAACGAAGUGGCGUCUUCAACGGAUCGCAGGGCGAGCGGCUGAUCGACGUGUCUCCGCUCUCCGAGUACGACGCGGCACGACUCUUCCGCGAGCUCGCCCUCGAGGUGCUCCCGCCGGAUCUGCGACCGCCCGGCGCGCUCAUCGGCCACCCGGUGCUCCGAGCGCUCGCCGGGCUGCCGGGCGCCAUAUGCCAGAACGCGCCGCUGCUGCGCUCGGGCGUCUCGCUGGCGGAGCUUGAGCGGGAGCUGCUCAGGGCGCCGGCGAGGGCGCAGGCGCCGCUAGCGCUGGCGGCGCCGCUAGCGCCUGCCGACAUGGACCAAGCAGCUGAUCACGGCGGGCAGCCCAUGGCGGCGAGAGCCGUGUCGAAGGACACGCAGACCACCCUCGCGUCAGCCGGCGGUGCCGCGAGUGCCUCGCCGCCGCCUCCACCCGUGGUGUCAGCCCUCGCCUCUGUGGCUGUGCAAGUCGCCUCAGCCUCGGACCCGGUCUUUGCGCGCGGGGCGUGGCACGCUGACGAGCCUCGCGGAGGCGCUGGCGUUUCCUCGCAGCCGCGUCGCCGGAGCGCGCCUGGUUCUGCGCUGGGGUCUGGCCGCAGCUCUGCCGACUCGGAGGGUGUGCCGCGUCCUCCAGAUGGAGUCACAGCGACGCCCUCCUCCGGACCCGCUCGCGAGGAGCGCCGUGGUGCCGGCGGUGCCGGUGGAGGCGAUCGCAGCAGUGCGGCAGGCGGGGCCGACACCACCCCACCGGAGGGGCCGGAGGAAACCCCACGCGUGUUCCUGACAAUACCGCUGGAGGAGUCGGGCGAGCAACGGGUGGGCGACAGCACGGCGACGCCACCAGUGGCCGAGCCCAGCGCGGGCGGCGGCUCUCCCUCCGCCGAGGCUGAGCUGCCACCGCCGCCGCCGUGGGGGCCGCUCAUGCAGCAUUUGGUGCAGCGGCCCGAUCAGCCGCCAGAGGCGGCGCCGAUUGGCCCGCCCGCCGACGCUCGCUGGCUCGUCCGCCGCCGCACCCUCCAACUCGGUGCGGCAGCCUCACCGCCCGAGCGACGGCCAGCGAUGUCGCCGCGCGGCGGCGAUAGCCCGCGCCACGAGGCGGGCAUGUCCGAGCUCCUGACCUCUUACAUCUCGGAGCUCGACCACGGGGUGCUCGAUCCGCUCCUGCCGACGCCGCCGAUGCGCUUGCUCGCGGGCCGCUGCGCGCGCCGGCUCGCCACUCUCGGCGAACGCUUUGUCGCGUUGCUCGAGGCCAACGCCCGUAGCGAGGCCAUGGCAGCACCGGGGCACACCUCGUUUGCGCUGCCCGCGACAUCGGGUAGUCCCUCCGGUCGGAGGAGCUCCACCACACAGGGCGGCGAGAUUGCCGACGGGGUGAGCGAGGGCGUCGAGGGCGGCGAGGAUUUGGCGCGCUGGCGCAAGUUUUUCACCGAGGUGCUCGCGCCAAACCUGUGGGCAUGCCUCACCGACGAGCGGCUGCAGCUGAUUCGCGCCAGCGGCGCGGCGCCCGGCGAUUGCUCCGAGGCGCUCAGUAUCACGGAGGAGUCGGCAUCGGCCGCGCGCCGCACACUCGACGCGCUGCAGGUGCUCGAGGUGCCGCCCGCGCGGCUGGGCGAGCUUCGGCUCCUCCUUGGCGAUCAGAUGCUGCAGCUCGGAGAGGACAUGUCGGCGGUGCAGGAGGUGCUGUCCGCCGCGGUGCUCGCUUACUCCGAGGCCGAGCCCGAGGGCGGCAAAGGGUCGAACGCCUCCGACUCCGGCUACGGCAGCGGCGGAAACGACGACGACGCCGCGCACCGCUCCGAGGGCGGCGGAGAACGCGACGCUGACGCCGCCGAGGAGGUGGCGGUUGGAGCGGCGGUUGGAGGUGGCGAUCCCCUCCUCCUUGACGCGACGCUCUUCCCCAGUCUCUCUCGCCAGUCGUCGGGCUUUGCCCCGUCCGGCUUGCAUCCACCCGGCUGCGGCGACGACAGCCCCGCCGCCAGCGCCGCCAGCGCCACCGGCGGCGGCGCUAGCAGCCUCUCGGGCGGCGUGGCGAGCGAUGCGCAGCCGGCUGAGUCGCCACUGCUCGCCACCACUUUCACGCCAGGUGCGGCGGUCGAAGGGCCAGCGGGGCUCUGGCGGCAGGUUGCGCUCAUGGCCUCGGGGUCGGAGCGGGGCCGCCGGUGGGUCUCUGGGCUCGUGCGUGCGCUGCUCAUGCUGGGCGACAGCUACAUCAAGGACAAGCUCAACCAAAUGGACGACGCCAUCGUCGCUGGCCUCAACGACCUCACUGUGGCCGAGAGGCUGUCUCAGCGACCUCACGGUGGGCUUGCCGACUCAGCCGCUGCAGGGGCCAGCGACAGCCUUUGGCGGCGCGCGAGCGCAGGGCUCCUCAGCAGCCCGCAGCUCGCCGCACCCUUUGCGCUCUCCCUGGCGCGCGGCCAGAUGUCGCCGCGCUCGCGGGAGGCGCACGCCGCGGAUCUGGCGCGUGCAGACAACCUCUACCGCGAGGUGCUUCGUCGGCUGCGCUCUCCUCUAGCUUGCUUCCCCAAUGUGGGCGGAGACGGGGGCAACGGGCGGGCAGGAGGCACGGAAGAGCACAGCGGAGACCGCGGUGGUGACGGCGCCGACGAGGGUGGCGAUGAGGACCAUGAGCAUUGGAGGGCGGCGACCGUCGGGCUGGCCAAGCUCGCUCUGAUUCGCGGCGAGCCACGCCGCGCCGUCGACAUGUUGGGGGAGUGCGGCACCACCGACCCCGCGGUCAUUGAGCUACGCGGCAAGGCGCGCGCGGCGCUCGGCGACCUUGAUGGCGCGCGCGAGCAGCUACAGCUCGCCGCGGGGCUGUGGCAGCAGCGCGGCGACGGCCUACGCGCGCAGGAGUCGCGGGCCGCCGGCGAGGCGGUCCGGCGCGCGCUGCUCCAACGCGCGCGUGCGCAGGGCCGCGGCGCUGGCCGGCUGUUGGUGCUCGACGCCGCGCCGCUCGUCGCAUGGGCGCCGGCUGGCCACAGCCUUGCCGGCGACAGGCCCAGCGACGGCGACGCGACCCGGGCAUCACCAACGGGCGGCGACGGUAGUUGGGGGCCGGUCGCUUUCCCGAAGAGGGCGGGGGUUCGCUGCUGGCGUGCGCUCCUCGAGGCCCUCUCGCCGCUCGGCGUCUCGCUGCAGGUGCAGCUAGAGAUUUUGACCCGGCGCACGCUCGCCGCGGCGCUCGACCAGCAGGAUCGGCCGAUGCUCCACUUGCUGCCCGCGCCCGACUAUGCUGGGGGCCUAGCGCUCGAGGCGGACGCGGGCGAGCUGUCGCCGUUGCCUCUGGAGGAGCUGCGUGCGAUGCUCGCCGCCGCACCCAGCACCCCUUCUCUCGUCUUUCUCACCGCGCGCGGGUCUGAGCCCGCCGGCCGCGCGUUUCUCGAGGCGGGCUGCGAGACGGUGGUGGCCUUGCGCGGCUUCCUCCCCGAGGCGGACGUCACCGCCUUUUCUGCCGCCUUCUACACGGCGCUGCUGCGCGGCGCGGCGCCGCGCGAGGCCUUCGAGGCUGCAAGCGCGUCCCUCCACGCCCCGGUGGCGGGUGGUUUUGUCCUCAUUGGCGCUGCCGCGUCGCUGGGCCCGCUCCCUCCUCCGGGGGAGCUGAUCGACGUGAGCCCGAAGCUCUGCCCUUGGAACCUGCCCUACGUCACCGACGACGGGGGCAGUCCGUCGCUGCCCCCACCGGCGGCCGCCGCCGCAGAGUUCGGCCUCGCCGCAUCCUCCUCUCGGCGUGAGUUGCGCGGCGGUCGUGGUGCUGCGGGAGGCCGUGUGGCCGUCGGAGGGGCCGAGGAGGCUGAGGCCGCGGCCAGCGAGCAACUGGCACACGGGGCAGCGUUUGUGGGUCGGCACCUCGAGCUGCACGAGCUGCUCCACUCGUGCCUCACCAACCAGAUCACCUGCGUCUACGGGGCCAAAGGGUACGGGAAGUCUGCCCUUAUCCUCGAGGCGGCGGCCUACUUGCGCCAGCGCGGCGCGUUCCCGCACGGCAUCUUUUGCUGCUCGCUCGAGGGGCUGCGAAGGACGGACCGCGUGCGCGCCCGGCUCGGCGCGACUCUGCAUUUCCCGGCGCGGUCGAACGAUGAGCUCUCGACGCACCUCGCCCAGUACAAUUGUUGCCUCCUUAUCCUCGACCGGUGCGAGGCGGCCAUCAACGCUUCGCGGCCACAGUUCGUCUUCUUCCUCCACUCGCUCCUCUCUGCGGGCGUGCGUCUGCUCCUCUGCUCCAACUCGUCCUCGCUGCUCGCGGCCGAUGACUUCGCCGCUGCUCACGACGCGGACGACGACGCGCGGAUGACGACGCCCGUCUCGAUCUACUCCAUCACCCUCGCGCCGAUGAGCGAGCGGGACGCGGCGCUCUUGCUGAUCGAGCUGACAGAGCGCGAGCUCGACGCGGCGGAGCUGCUUGACGAGGCCGCGGAACGCGCGGCUGGCUCGUCCGCGCCCGCCGACGUGCUCACGGCGCUGCGGCGGCACGAGCUCAUUGCUCGGCUCGGAGGCGUGCCCACAAACAUUCAGUGGGCGGCGUGCCGCCUGCGCGACACCACCGUCGGGGCGCUGCUCGCAGAGUUGCGAUCGCUCAAGCCGAGCCAGCAGGCGCGACUCGUCAAGGCGGAUUCGCCCGCGGCGCCUGACCUCGCGCCGCUGAGCUCGUCGCUUGCGUCACCGCGGCAGACGGGCGGGUCGCGCCGGCGGCUGCCACCGGAGGGUCGCGCAAGCGAGGGCAGUGGGCUACUUGCCGGUGGGCUGCGCGUCUGGCCUGUGGAGGCCGCGCUGGCAGAGAUUGCUCAGGCGACUGCGCGGCUGAGCGAUGCUGCCGGGGGCCUGAGCGAUGCCGGCCUCGUCUCGGUGAUUGAGCGUUUGCAGGCCGUUUUCUCCUCGCCCGCGGGCAGUGGGGUCGCAUCCGGCCGAAGGCCGCGGACAGCGGAUCGCGAUUGA
This is a messenger RNA of Emiliania huxleyi CCMP1516, 6726 nucleotides long. RefSeq lists its product as hypothetical. The record is from RefSeq and is a predicted model, not a curated record. The transcript has 10 exons. The coding region runs from base 1 to 6726 and encodes 2241 amino acids. Lineage: Eukaryota; Haptophyta; Isochrysidales; Noelaerhabdaceae.